Rhineura floridana is the source of this 1716-nucleotide messenger RNA. It is a transcript of the gene CDC20, whose product is annotated as cell division cycle 20. NCBI's taxonomy places the organism in Eukaryota, Metazoa, Chordata, Lepidosauria, Squamata, Rhineuridae. Gene Ontology annotation, molecular function: ubiquitin ligase activator activity; protein binding; anaphase-promoting complex binding. The coding region runs from base 57 to 1631 and encodes 524 amino acids. Gene Ontology annotation, cellular component: anaphase-promoting complex. The transcript is spliced from 11 exons. The record is from RefSeq and is a predicted model, not a curated record. Gene Ontology annotation, biological process: positive regulation of anaphase-promoting complex-dependent catabolic process; anaphase-promoting complex-dependent catabolic process; positive regulation of ubiquitin protein ligase activity.
GGCCGUUAUGUUCGAAACGACCAAUCGCUAAUCAAAGUGGCGAGUUUAAAUCCUGAAUGGCGGAAGGGGCCGGAAGAGUUUCAUCCAGAACGAGAGAAAAGCGCCCCAUCGAUAUGGCACAGUUUCUGUUUGAGAUUGACUUGCAUGGGCUGUUGAAGCUGGAUGCCCCUAUCCCCAAUGCACCUCCUGCUCGAUGGCAGCGCAAAGCUAAGGAGGCUGCUGUUGCCAGCUCUGGACCUACCCCUGACACCACCGCUCCUUCACCAAUGAAGCCAACUAACAGACCUCAUAGCACGAGCAAGACCCCCUCCAAGACACCAGGCAAGUCGGGUUCCAAAGCACAAAACACUCCAAACAAAACCGGAGGGGAUAGAUACAUUCCCAAUCGCAGUGCUAUGCAAAUGGAUGUGGCCAACUUCCUCUUGACCAAAGAGGAUUCCUCUGAUGAGACACCCACUAAGAAGGAACAUCAGAAGGCUUGGGCAAUGAAUCUGAAUGGUUUUGAUGUAGACGAGGCAAAAAUCUUAAGGCUGAGUGGGAAGCCUCAGAAUGCCCCUGAAGGAUACCAGAACAGUCUCAAAGUGCUAUACAGCCAGAAAAGCACACCAGGCUCCACUCGGAAGAAUGGUAGAUAUAUUGCCUCCAUGUCAGACCGGAUUCUGGAUGCCCCAGACAUUCGCAAUGACUACUAUCUGAACCUGAUUGACUGGAGUGCCCUCAACUUCCUGGCUGUGGCUCUGGAUAAAACAGUGUAUCUGUGGAACCAUGACUCCCGUGAAAUAAUACAGCUCAUGCAGAUGGAACACGCAGAUGACUACAUCUCCUCUGUGUCUUGGAUUAAAGAGGGAAAUUACCUUGCAAUCGGCACAAGUAACGCAGAGGUCCAGUUAUGGGACAUUCAGCAGAAGAAGCGUCUACGAAACAUGGUCAGUCAUUCAUCCCGUGUGAGCUCCCUGAGUUGGAACAACUACAUCCUAUCCAGUGGAUCAAGAACCGGUCACAUUCAUCAUCAUGAUGUUCGUGUGGCAGAACACCAUGUGGCAACACUGGCUGGCCACACACAAGAAGUGUGUGGGCUCAAGUGGGCACCUGAUGGUCGUUAUCUGGCCAGUGGAGGAAAUGACAAUCUGGUAAACAUCUGGCCAAGCACCCAAGGGGACAGUGGGUCAUUUUGUCCUAUGCAUACUUUCACACAACAUCAGGGAGCUGUCAAGGCUGUAGCUUGGAGUCCAUGGCAGUCUAAUGUACUGGCAACAGGAGGUGGAACAAGCGACCGGCAUAUUAGAAUCUGGAAUGUGUGCUCAGGUGCCUGCCUCAAUACAGUGGAUGCACAGUCCCAGGUGUGUGCUGUACUUUGGUCUACAAAUUACAAAGAACUUGUGUCUGGUCAUGGAUUUGCCCAGAACCACCUCGUGGUGUGGAAAUAUCCAUCCAUGUCCAAGGUCACUGAGCUGAAAGGUCAUACAGCUAGGGUGCUAAGCCUAACUAUGAGCCCAGAUGGGUCCACAGUGGCAUCGGCAGCAGCAGAUGAAACAUUGAGGCUCUGGCGAUGUUUUGAGCUGGACCCAGCACGCAAGAAGGAGAAAGAGAGCAGCACCAAGAGCAGCAUUAUCCAUCAAGGCAUUCGCUGAGCCUAGUUCCACUCCCUCCCUAACCUAUUGCUUUAUGUACAGAAUUUUAAACAAUUUAAUAAAUACUUCACACUCCUUCCAGAAA